This is a messenger RNA of Tetranychus urticae (two-spotted spider mite), 1626 nucleotides long. RefSeq names its product putative peptidoglycan muropeptide transporter SLC46. Gene Ontology annotation, cellular component: membrane. Gene Ontology annotation, biological process: transmembrane transport. Gene Ontology annotation, molecular function: transmembrane transporter activity. Lineage: Eukaryota; Metazoa; Arthropoda; Arachnida; Trombidiformes; Tetranychidae. The record is from RefSeq and is a predicted model, not a curated record.
GUUUUAUUAUAAAGCAAAUUAACGCUCAGAUCAGCUUUGAUUAUGUGAGUUUGACUCUGUUUUAGUUUUCUUGUUAAGUCGUUUCUCGUCAUACACUCGUUUUAAACACAAGUGAGUUAAAAUGACCCAAGAUUUCGCCAAAGAUCUGACAGGAGGUCAAGUUUUCAUUAGCUUUUUGAAAUUGACCAAACUUGACCCAUACCUUUUCUUGCAAGUCUUUGCUAUUGUUAUGCAAGGUGUUACCAUAACUCAAUUAGCAGAGGACAAGAUGUGCAUCAAUCAACUUCAUUUUCCCAAAGAGUAUUGUUUAACCCUGAAUUCAAAUCACAGUGAAAACGCGGAGACCACAAGUACAUCAAUAUUGGUUCAUGCAAAUUCACUGAAAAACUGGCAAACUGCAAUCGAAACGGUUCCAUCCACAAUUGUCGCUCUAUUCCUUAGCUAUUGGCUUGAAAAGUAUCCUCAUUACUUGAAGGCAAUCAUGCUUCUACCGAAUCUGGGCGCCAUUCUUUCGAUCUCGAUUCUCUUGGCCAAUGCUUUUCUCUUCAAAGUCUCUUCGUGGGCCAUCCUUUUAGCUAGUGUACCUUCUGGUUUCUCUGGAAGCAUUACUCUGUUAACCAGUUCAUUUUACACUUACGUUUCCUGGUCAACUCCAACUAGGUUUCUGGUUGUGAGAUUUGCUUUGAUGGAGUUAUUCACCAGUACUGGAGUACUUUGUGGUACAUAUUUUGGUGGAAAAGUCCUAGCAAUGAAACCCUGGAUUCACGGUCAACCCGAAAACUAUUUAGGAGUUUUGUUUGUUUCAUUGGCUUUGUUGGUUAUCGCAUUCAUUUGGGGUUUGUUUGUAACUCUUGAAGGUGUUCCCGAUACUGCUGAACAUUUGGCUAAUCGAAGUCACAGAGAAGUCGUUAAAGACGUUUUUCAACUGUCAAGAUUUAAGGAGCUAGCUAAACCAUUGACAGUUAAAAGAUCAGGACGAGACAAAACCAAAUUAAUAAUGGCAGUAAUAAGUGGACUUAUCAUUUGGAGUGUAAUGGGAGGCGAUAAUACAAUAAGCUUCCAAUUUUCUCAGAAAGUGUAUGGUUGGAGUGCUGAAAAGUUCACGACGCUAUCGACUUACUUCAAUAUCGUGCCUGCUUUGUUGAGUGUUAUUGUGCCUCAACUACUUAAAUGUAUGUCGGUUAGGGACUCAGCCGUUGGUUUAAUUGGUGCACUCUCAGUCAUUUCUAUGAGUGGAAUCAAAGGAAUUGUUACUAAUGAUGUUGGAUUUGCAAUGGCCUACUCUUUUGGAGGCCUUGGCUCAUUAGCUUCUAUUGCCAACCGAGCUCUUGUUUCCCAAAUAGUCGAUCCAGAAGAAACUGCCAAAAUUUUCGCCAUAAUCUCAUCCGCCAAUUCAUAUGCCUCAAUUGCAGCGGCCUACAUUUACACUCAUGUCUAUAGUGCCACAAUAGACUUCCAUCCAGGACUAAUUUAUAACAUUGCCGCAUUACUCGCACUCAUUCCAGCGAUUAAUUUCCUUGUCAAUGACAUAGCAGCAGUAAUCAAAAAACGGGAAGAACGAAAACAAAAGCAAGUCGAUGUUAAUAACAAUACCAUUUCACUGACCGUAAUUCACUAAAACCACAA